UCGGAGCGGUGGUCUUCUUCCUUCCAUCAUUGUUCGUGCGAUCUUGAUCGGAGAAGAGAAAGGUCGGGGUUUGAUCCUGUUUUCGCUGUGUUUGUUUGGGCGAUCGAGCGAUGGCGACCGGAAUGCUUCGAUCAGCGUCGGCGGCGUCCCCGAUCGGGGGACGGAUCGAAAGGCGGAGCCGAGGGGGAAGACGGUGUGCCGGCGAGGUGCGGUGCGCGGCUUCGAUGUCCGGGAGCUUGGCGAAUCAGUACAGGACGCUGAGGAUUCAGCCCGGCGCGUCGGAGAACGAGGUCAAGAAGGCUUUCCGGCAGCUCGCGCUUCAGUAUCAUCCCGACGUUUGUAAGGAGAGUAAUUGCAGUGCCCAGUUCCAACAAAUCUACGAAGCUUAUGAUAUUCUAAUGACCAAGUUCAUCCAAGGCGAGGAAGAUCAAACGCCGAAAACAAAGAAACCAAACAAGAGGGACUACGACGGGCUGGACGAGCCAUUUAGGGGAAAGCAUGAUCCGAGUUGGGAUAUGUGGGAGGAAUGGAUGGGCUGGGAAGGAGCAGGAAUUAGAGACUACUCUUCCCACAUUAAUCCCUACAUUUAAAUAUUCGCCUCUAA
This is a messenger RNA of Zingiber officinale, 604 nucleotides long. Its product is annotated as chaperone protein dnaJ 8, chloroplastic-like. Bases 111 to 590 code for a protein of 159 amino acids. The transcript has 3 exons. NCBI's taxonomy places the organism in Eukaryota, Viridiplantae, Streptophyta, Magnoliopsida, Zingiberales, Zingiberaceae. The record is from RefSeq and is a predicted model, not a curated record.